Molecule: messenger RNA, 4660 nt
Organism: Gallus gallus (chicken)
Lineage: Eukaryota; Metazoa; Chordata; Aves; Galliformes; Phasianidae
Gene: SLAIN2
Product: SLAIN motif family member 2
Exons: 10
Coding region: 188-2095 (635 amino acids)
Biological process (GO): cytoplasmic microtubule organization; microtubule nucleation; positive regulation of microtubule polymerization
Cellular component (GO): microtubule plus-end
Source: RefSeq, a predicted model, not a curated record
AGAGGAGGCGGCAAGAUGGCGGCCGGAUGCGGGCCCUACGCCGCCCGCCGGCGCCGCUGAGAAGGCGGCAGCGCCCGACCCGCCCCGCCCCGCCGCCGCCCUCCAGUGCCGCGGGCCGCCCGGCCAUGUAGACGGGGCGGCGCGGCCGGCCUUCCCCGCUCAGACAGCCUCGCAGCCGGCAGGCGCCAUGGAGGACGUCGGCUCGAGCGUGAACGCGGACGCGGAGGUGCGGAAGCUGCAGGAACUGGUGAAGAAGCUGGAGAAGCAGAACGAGCAGCUUCGCAGCCGCCACGGCGCCCUGCCCGCCGCCCCCGCCAGCCCCAAGCGCCUCCUCAGCGGCGGGGCCUCCCCUUCGCCCCCCGCCGCCGCCGCCUCUCCCUCUCCGUCCGACGGCCGCUGCCUCAGCCCCAGGGCCGCGGCACGGCGGCAGCCCCCCGAGGAACCCGGCGGCGGUGAGAGCGACGGCCUCCUGGACGACGCGGCGCCUCUCCGGCCCGACGAGCUGGAGCGCCUGGCCGGCUGCGAGGAGGACGAGACCGGCUGGUUAUAUACGUCUCCAAAGAAGAGACUGACUCCAAUGCAGAAAUGCGUCAGCCCAUUAGUUUGGUGCAGGCAGGUGUUGGAUUACCCAAGUCCUGACAUUGAAUGUGCUAAAAAGUCGCUGAUCCACAGGCUGGAACAGACAAUGUCAGCCAUGAAGAGACAGAGUUUGUACAAUAGCCCUUUCAGUGCAGUCAGCUAUGCCAGCUCCUAUAGUCCAAAUACCAGUAGCCCCUACAGUAGUGGUUUCAACUCUCCCUCCUCAACACCAGUGAAAUCUGCAUUAGUGAAACAGUUCAUAUCUCCGGGUACCUCAGGUCAUCUUAAAAGCUCAGCUGAUAGGAAUCCUCCACUAAGUCCACAGUCCUCUGUGGACAGUGAAUUAAGUGCAUCAGAGAUGGAUGAAGACUCUAUUGGAUCUAAUUACAAGCUAAAUGAUGUUACAGAUGUGCAAAUUUUAGCACGAAUGCAGGAAGAAAGCCUCCGGCAAGAGUAUGCAGCAUCGGCUUCUCGGCGUAGUUCUGGUUCUUCUUGCAAUUCUACGAGGCGAGGCACAUUCAGUGACCAGGAGCUUGAUGCACAGAGUUUAGAAGAUGAAGAAGAUGGCACACAUCACACAGUGCACCCUGCCGUCAGCAGGUUCUCACCGUCACCUCGUAGCUCUCCCUGGCCUUCACCAAAACAGUCUCCAAGGAAUUCUCCUCGUUCCCGAUCACCUGCUCGAAGUAUAGAAUACAGUAGAGUGUCACCCCAACCUAUGAUUAGCCGUUUACAGCAACCUCGUCUUUCACUUCAAGGCCAUCCUACAGACAUGCAGACCAGUAAUGUCAAAAGUGAAGAAAAACUAAGGCGUAGUCUUCCAAACCUGUCCAGGACAUCAAACAUCCAAGCUGAGUCUGUGAAAAACAGCAGAAGUGACUCAAACUUCCAAGUGCCAAAUGGAGGAAUACCUCGCAUUCAACCUCAAGCCUCAGCCAGCUGUGGGGAAAACGUAUUGAAUCGGUGCGUUUGUCAUGGUUUGAUGGCGAUAGAGAACUCUCUCUGCCAAGUUUCUGCUGCUCUUGGGACACAGGCUUCUCUCUUGGUACCUGCUCUGCAAAGGCAGAAAAAUUUGCCUCGCGCGGCCUUCAAAACCAAACAGUUUCUUCAAACUCCAUCUGCAAAAGGAGUACCUUCUUCAAGUAAAUUCCGCUCACCCGCAGCACCAUCUCCCCUCGCUCUGCGACAACCGGUGAAGGCAUUUAGUAACCACGGACCUGGUUCUGUUGCUCCUCUGGAAGCCACACAGCUGACACACAGCAGUUCUUCACCGGGGCCUCUUGCAGCUCAGAGCUCAGGCUUGCCCGGCCCUGCCAGCGGUGUUAACAGCACCACCCUCACCAGGCCGGCAGGGACAGUGGGGAUGAGGAGUAGUUUGCCCAGACCCAGUGCCCCUUCCACGGGGGGCAUCCCAGUGCCUCGUAGCAAACUUGCACAGCCUGUCCGCAGAUCAUUACCUGCUCCCAAAACCUACAGCAACAUGAAAGACGAGAGUUGGAAAGAUGGCUGCUAUUGAACUGCAGAGCUUAAUGCAAAGUUCCAGUGCUCAUGGAUGCUUCCUCACCAGGCUAACACACAGCUUGAUUCUACAGACUGUUCAGAUGUGACUUUUGGGAUUUGUAUAAAUUCCAAACCUCUCUGUCUCUAAUUAGCACAAGCUGGCAGAGAUUAUAAAGCAGCACUUUAAUGACAUCUAACAUCAGAUGUUUGGUGGUCAUACAAUCACUUUCACAUUAAAUUGCUCUCAGUUGUUUUGUAGUUUUUUUUCUUGCUUGCUAAAAUGGGUCAAAUUUGAGCAUUUAUGACAGUGGCCAAUGUCUGGGCAAAAACCUAACGAAUGCCAAAGAAAUGCCCAUCUUGAAUAACAGCAAGUACAACAGUCACUUAGAUUUUCCAAAACUUCGUUUUCAACCUAUUUUAAUUCAACAGAAAGGUUGGUAAAUAUGUACUAUUGAAACGAGACUACAUUAACAUUCUGAUUUCAGACUGCUACAAUGCUAUUGAAACAUUGCUGUUAACAAUUGAAUGAGAUUCUUGUAGGGGAAAGUGGUACGUACAUCCUUCAGGAAGAAUCAGAAGCUACUCUGGAAGAUCAGGCAGAACAGUAAGGAGUAGCCGUGGCUUUUGGUAAUGUUAAAGACUUGAAUGUAGCAGACAUACACAAAUGCAAUAGUAUAGAUGGCAUCUUUCCUGUGUUGAUUUAUCAGCUUUACAUGCUCUUAGCGCUUGAUUGACAAAAGGGCUUAGCAUCAGUUGUACAAUCUUUCUGACCUUAAAGUUCCUGGCUCAGGAAAGAUGGCCUUUGCUGUUGUAGCCACGUUUUAAACACAUUACUCACUAUUUGGGGAAAACUUUUUUUAUAGCAGGUUUCCUUAAAAAGGAAGAAGCAAGUAGUAACGUUCCUUUGUUCUAAUACCAUACCACUAUGCUUGCAGCCUGGAACACAACUGUAAAUGCUGAUAGUAGAGGAGAAGGAAACACAACUAUGCACUUGUAACAUACAAAUUUUAAGGUAAUGAGUUGACUCUUGAUGCCAAAUGAUAUUCAUUUAGGUGAUGUUCCAUGGUAUGAGGGAGUUUUCUGUAUCCUAUUUUUUUACUUUCAUCCAUUUCUUAAAUUGGUUUAUUUUAAAUUGUAAAUAUUUUUACAGAAGGUAUUUCCCAUGUAAGUGUGUUUUAAAUAUGUACUUUGCCUUACAUAUGUGUAUCUUACAUUACUGGUAAUAGAGUAUGAAACCUGCUAUGUCUGUUUACAAUCUCUUGAAUUUCUCCUGUGGCUCUGACUUAUUCUAACACACAUUUUUCUCAGAACAACUCAUUUAUAUAAUCAGCAUUUGAACCAUCAUUUUCUGUUUCGGAAGACGUCAUACAAACACUUGUAACUAAGGUUGUAUUUGGUGGGACAAGUUAAAUGGAAGGGAUUUUGUUGAAGCUUUUUCAGUAUGUUGGAUGUACAGUCAAUGAAAUAAUGAAGUGUGAAUGGUAUCCUUUGUGCAAUGACUGACAAACACUAAAAGUUGGAUCAGGCAAUAGAUAGCCUUCAGCCCCUGAAGUACCUGAGUUUGGAACUGCUGGUGUACUUUGACUCCCACCACUAAGAGGAUAACUAACCCUGAAAUUCAUGCACGUGAGUUUUAGGCUAGCACUUGCAUAUUCCUGGAUAAAAAGCCAUGCAAUACUACUUGUGUUGGAAGAAGCCAAGCAGAAAGUAGCAGAGACUGAUUUGCAGCUCUUAAUUACUUGAGCAGCUGUAGGCAAGCUGGAGGUUGAUGAGUGACUUCACACUCCAGACCAAUAUCUGUGCUGAGACUUUGAAAUUGGUAUCAAAUAUACUGUAAUUCAGUAAGAUUUCAGCAGAAGUCACCUGCUGAAACAACCUGGCCUUGUGUCGCUGGCACAGACAGCGGAUGUCAGUAAGUGUCUCAUGCAGCUGUUAAGUAGAAGAGAUGAAAUGCACCUGUUCCCAUCAAAGACGGAAUUCUGACAUGUCAGCAUUUUACAAAGCAAUGCUGCUUCAUUGAAAAAAGAUUAUUUUUAAUUGGUGGAUUUUAUUAAACACCUUGGUUGACUUUUAAACCCUGAAAGUCAGUUUAGAUGACACUAUUGGGGUUAUACCAUGGCUGCAUCAAACUGUUCUUUACAUUUCCUUAAGCAAUUCGUUACUUGGGUAAAUUCAGCUUUAGUUCUUGAGCAUUCUUUUCUCUGCUGUUCUACUCCCCCUGAAAUACAACAAACAGCUUCCUGAAAAGACAGACUGUCUGUUUACUAGAAAGCCUUUGUGCAUUACCAGUUUAUUGAUAUCAGGAAAUCAUGGGGCUCUGUGUUUAGAGAUUUACUGCAGAAGUGUGGAAAUAUGGAUUUGAUAAACUAGUGCCUAUGAUUUACUUAACUUAUGUUUGAUAUAGUAGUAAGGGUUUUAUGAAUGUGGAUUACUUUUUGUGCCAACAGCUCGGAAUUGUUGUAUGUAUGUAGGCAGAAAGACUCAUUCUGCUUCCAAAGUUAUUUAAUUUUUUUGUGUUUGAAUGUUUUUUUGUAAGUGUUAAAGUGUAAAAAUAUAUAUAUAAAAUAUUCUUACCACAAAA